Molecule: messenger RNA, 34236 nt
Organism: Spirometra erinaceieuropaei
Lineage: Eukaryota; Metazoa; Platyhelminthes; Cestoda; Diphyllobothriidea; Diphyllobothriidae
Source: the annotation of a GenBank genome assembly
AUGUUCGCCUACUCAGGGGGGUCCGCCAGCGUUCCCGUGUGCUUACUGGUAUGUGUUCUCCAGAUUUAUUCUGUCAAAUUUAAUUUCCUAAAAAAUAAAUGCGCUGACUUGGUGUAAAUCCCUCGGAACGUGCCUUUCUAGGCUCAGUCCGAUAAUCGAUCUAAAUAUUUGCGCUGAAUUCCAUCACCUAUUGCGGAAUAACCGCGUAGUAUUCAUAAGCUUCCUACAAGCAGUCAGAAGUACAGUAGGUGUGCUAACUCAAAGUCAAUCAUAUUUCAUAGAAAACAUACAGCUAUUACAGCUAUACAGCUAUUAAUUCUUCUGCUUAUUCUGUGGAAAAUCACGUCUACUUUCAAUUCUAUACUCGAAGAAAUAAUUUAAUUUUGUUUGAAAAAACCUUUUCAAUUCCCAAACAAUUUUGAAACCCCGACCUGCCGUUACAUUUGCAUUCAGGGUUUCCAAACUACAAACCGUAUAUUUUUCACGUUCGAAAAUCCAUACUUUCUUUACGGUAUUAUGAGGAAACCAUAUGGGGUUCAUAAAAUUUAGCGACGGAUUUAAGCCGUAUUGUUGACUUUACAAGCCAUAUUGGUAAAUGCAGAUACGUAGCGUUUUAUAAACGGCCAUUUCAUGGUAUUAAAAAUUUUGCAAUUAGAAAUUUCUUAGAAACCGAAUUAGACCCUUCCUUUGUGUAUAAAGUUGGAGAAGCGCGUAAUUGUCUACUGAAUGAGCAAGAGAACACGAUUUUUAUUAAAUAUAAUUGAAUAUUUUAGCCUAUCGAAAAUCUGUGAUAGAAGUGCAUGUCACGUAAGUAGCCUUUUUUACAGAGUAUAUUUCUGCAUGCAGCCAAAGAAGCCUUUUUGAAAGCCGAAAUUCGGAGGUAUCUGAAUUAUUAUAGACGUAUGCUGCAGUAUGACUUGUUUAACAAUCCUAUUUAGUUCAUUUGUUGAAAGGAAAACGCAUGUCGGAAUUGCGGUUGUUAUUUCAUGAGUUAGUCCACCUACCUAACAUGCGCCUAACCUCGGUUCAGCGGUUCCGCUAAAUGCAUUAUUGUAUCUCCACUGUCUCAAGGAAAGUCGGCAGUCAUUUAUACAUUUGUUUGGAAUACUUAAACUAAUAAACUUGCGGGAUGCAAAAAUCGCAAGUUGUGUUUGUGAUAGUCGCACGCUUAAUCUGGUGUAAAGCCUAUUCGGCGUAGAGGAACAUCAAAGGAUAAUCCACGGCCUUAAUUAUUACUUGGGAAGGAAAACCUACGUAAUAGCUUUUUCGGAGUCCUUUCACAUGAAGCGCAUUUUUAGCAAUUUGGAUGGCGCAGAGGGGUUAGAAAGACAUAUUUUCACGGCUACCCAAAUCUGUCAAAAAGAUAUUUGCAUGAUCUUUAAAAUUGUCAGACAAAUACAGGAGCCAUCUUUGCUUAAGAGUACUCCAAAGGAAGUUAAACUGCGGCUAAUAUACUAAGAUUUCCAGACAAACAAGGGGGAUACAAAACUAAAUUCUUGAAAAUGAUGACGAUCGUGUAAGCCGUAAACAGAUUAUGACAGGAUCUUACGGUCCGCAGUCCAUCAACAACCCUGACGAACUCUCCCGUUCGUACCGAUUCCUACAACUUUGCCUCGACAGAGUACAUCCUCUUGUGGGGACGGACGAGGGGCUAUUACUUACAGUUACAAUGUCGCCGGUAAUGACCAUGUGGCAAUUAAGGGCUCGCAUGUAGGCAGUCGUGUCAUCAUUUCACCUGCUACGCCACCUGAAAGUAGCUAUAGCUCGUCACUUAACAACUGCACCGGUCCAUGUGUUUUCCCAACGCAUGUCUAUUUAUGUCUCCAGCGCGGGUUCAAGUGUAAAGUUGAAUACGUAAAACAAAUUAAGCCAAACAGAUAUCGCGAGCAUAUGACCAUUGAGCAAGCAGAUUACUGAACUAACGACAGCCGUAGAGAAGCUCCCAACUAUGGUCGUGUCUCAACUAUGGUAAUGAGAGCGGGUCAUUUCAUUGCUCCAGGAUUGUCUCGCAAUUGCAGAUAAUUUAAACUCAUCCGUUUCAAUUAAAGACGAAUUAAGUGGGAUAAAAUGCGUCGUUGGCAAACAGCAGCACAACAUAUGAGCACUCGCAAAAGAUUCAGAGGAUCAGCUUGUGUAUGCGAGUAGGGAGAAUGACUGAGGUCGAAUUUUGGGGGAAUAUUCCUCAUUGUAAAUAGUCUGAGGCGCUUGAAUUAAUCUCAGUAGGAUAAAAUACGACUCUUUUGUUUGACCAACAGCGGCAAAACCGGAUGCGGCUUAAAACUGUCGCCUUUAUGCGGCAAGACUAUAUUAUAUUCUGUGAAGGCAGAAUUUGUGAAUUAAUUUGCCUCAAUUCCUAACCCAGAAUACAGCAUCGCCGAGGAAACAGUGACCAGUGCACGUUUAAGAUAAACCUAUUUCCCGCAAAGUGUGCACAGUUUCCAUACUGGGAAACAUCGUCAGAAACUGCAGUAUGGCCUACCAUCUUUAAAUAGCACAAAAAUUACAAGAUGAACCCAGUGAGUGUUGGAACUAUUAUUUCUAUCCAGUUGGUGGAAUAUUCCAGAAAAACACCUAACUUCAAAGCCGCGCAAAAAAUGUGCACGGCAGCUCUGCGAGGGCAGAGAAUGUAAAAAAAUGUAGACUGAAAGGCAAAAAAUACGCAAAACACGAUGUUGUUUUUUUUCAAUUCAAACGAAAUGUCGCCGGAAUAAGUAGAUUUGACAGACUCAAAAACAGUCUGACGGGCUGGAAGCGGUAUUGCUAUUCUCGCACGCAGGCGGCGGAAUAUGCUUUGAAGUAUCAGGCUGAUACAACUGACUUGUUAAGCACAAAAUGGCACCUCCGGGAACCGAAGAUGUUCUGAUUUGUAACACUAAUUAUUUUAAAGGAUUCUAGUAUCUACAGAACCAUCACUGAGUAUCUCUGUUAUCACGUCUUUUCACGAUCUCCUUCCAGCAAUUCAGUUAGGUGUGAAUGGAAAAAGAUAGAUGAGUAAGCAAUCCUACGCAGAGAUCAUUUUAAGUCCCUCAUUCAUCGUAACAAUAAACAGAAAAAUUUUUGUCAUCCCUAUAUACAUAUAUAUAAGAAUGUACACUGGACAACCACAUUUCGUAGCCUGGAUCAGUCAUUAACUGAAAUUAAUUGGUUUCACUUAUCGACUGGGGCCCUGGAACAGUGAAGACGGCAGUUUCUACUACGGCCAUCAAGACAUGACAUUUGGCUACGGCGGUCAUGAGUUCGGUGAUGUGCCUGCCCAAUGGUCGAAUACACGCAAUAUCUGUUUGACUAGGGGAGACUGAAAUGCUGAAGGGAGAUCGUGAGAAGUCGUGAUAACACAUGACUUGAUGCAGUUUCUGAGUGACAUCAUAUCUCUUCUUCCACUCCGCUCUCAUUCAUUGCACGGGUCAAUGCAUUUGGUAUAAUGAUGUCAUAGCCCAGACGCGAGUCGUCAAAAUCCAGAACGUUGUCCCCAGUUUUUGGUAGCUUUUGUGAUGAUGGCACAGCAAUCAUGUCCAUCGAUAUUUUAAUUAAAAAUUGUAUUCGCUGGUACUGUUCUCGAAACACGAGGCACUCUUCCGAGGCAUAUUCAUAGGAAACUAGUAUGAACGAGAUAGGUGGUUGGGCAUGUUAAUGGAUUGAGUGCUGGAAAACAAUGACUUAAGUUGCUCGCUGUCAUUCAAAAUGAUUGUCUCAAAAACAUUCUUACAUCAGACUCAGGCCGAUUUGUUUGACGCACACGCAAGCAAACAAGGCUUCUGUACUGGUUAGAGAAGACUUAAGAGAACGACAGAUUUUUGUCCAAUUUUUGCAGUAUUGACAAACAGUCCUUUUAGCGCUUCCGUGCUUGCUCAGCUCACUAAGAAUACGGGUCGAAGGAGAGAGAUAACUCUUUAAUGGACAUAACGCAGAUAUUCAUGCACGAGUAAUUAAUAAGGCCGUAGAUUCUCGUUCGAUGCUACCUAAGCAAUACGGCCCCGUAAUAAUGCGACUUAUCCCGACAAAUAUCGCACGAAUUUGGUUUUCGUGUGCGGAGACACGGCUAUGCAUCUGGUCAAAUGCUCAGGGAUGGUUCUGCAGAUAUUAGAAUCCUUUAAAAUAGCUGAUUUUGCAAAUCAGAACAUCUUCGGUUCCCGAGGUGCCAUUUUGUGCUUAACAAGUAAGUCAUUUUUAUCACUUGGAUACUUCAAAGCAUAUUCCGCCGCAUGCGUGCGAUAAAAGCAAUACCACUUUCAGCCCGUGAGACUGUUUUUGAGUCUGUCAAAGCCACUUAUUCCGGUGAUAUUUCGUUUGAAUUGAAAAAAACUACUUCGUUUUUUACGUAUUUUCUGCCUUUCAGUCUACAUUUUUUCACAUUCUCUGCUCUCGCAGAGCUGCCGUGCACGUGUUUUGCGCGGCUUUGAAGUUAGGUGUUUUUCUGGAAUAUUCCACCAACAGGAUAGAAAUAAUAGUUCCAACUCGCACUGGGUUCAUUUUGUAAUCUUCCGCGUGAUUUAAAUAUGGUAGGCCAUACUGCAGGUUCUGACGAUGUUGCCCAGUUUGGAAUCCGUUACAUUUGUUUCCCGUACAAGACGUCGUUUUCUUUCAAAGGUACUGCAUGCAAGUCACAGGUCCGAACAAGUAUAGACCGUCUUCAAAGCUUUUAUUUCUCUUGUGGAUUGCAAACACUGGUUUUAAAGAAUGAAGCCGUCUUUGUUUGUAGAAUUAGACAAAAGGUUAAUGGAUGGCGGUCCAUGCAAUAAUAUUACCGAGUUACCACACAACACGUGACUGUUUCAUUCCUUAAAAUCUGACUACUUAAUCACCCUUUCAUUUUAACUGUUGAGGUGUGCUAACUUACAUAUCAAGGACACUGAACUGAUGUCGCACGCAUAUAGUGCUGACAUAACAGUUGUAAGAGCACUACACCUAAUCUGAGUUGGACGAGGUCCUGACAUAUACGAGAAUGUGACAAGCAUGGGAGUGAAUUUCAGUGCCUUACGGCAAACCCUUCACCUCGAAUAAAAAUCCGUCUGGAUUUAGAUAGCAAAGAGCAACGUCGAAAACCUCAAAAUCCUGACGGCUUGCAGUCAACCAAACCAUCCUAGUGCAGCUGAAGAUUUGCCCUUCCAUUUUGUUUAGGCAGUAGCUAGCCGCGAAGAUGUCCUUAGUGCUGAAGAUUUCAACGCAUUUGAGUUCCCUAUUCAUAAAGAUAAACAUAGUUAGAGUCACUUUUUACAUCUGCAAAUCUGGUAAUCCCACAUUUAUCGGUAUGUAUGAGCCAGGCGCAAACCGCCAUCACUAACACAAUCGUGAGUAUGUGUGUAGUUGUUUCUCAGCAAAUAAUCGUCUAGUCUGCAUUUUAAGGAUUCCACAGUUUCGGAAAGGACCACUGCAUCAGAGAGUCCCUCCCAUGCUUCAAUGAUCCUCUGCGAGAAGGUGUUCCGUCGACGUCCGUAUGGGUCAGCUUCCUCAGCAAUUCAAAGGGAUGACCACGCAGACGGUCAGUCCCAGCCAAUUUAAAGAAUUCGUCAAAGUAUAGGGCGCUCUGACGACCUAUGAUAAUCCGGUGGGUUUGUAUGAGAUCGCUGCGCAGUUGUUUGUAAUUGCGGGGAAAUAAAUUCGUUUCAGCCAGUAUGAUUUUGUAAGGCGGAUGAUUAAGAUUCACGACCAUCUUCCUAGCCAUUGUCAGUACUCUUGCUAGCUGUUGACAAUCCUUCUUCAACCACGGUCGCCAGGCCUGCACUGCAUGCUCUAAGUGAGACCGAACAAAUGCCCCGUAGGUUUUUCCGCACAGCCCUUUGUCGAUCUGCACGAAUUCUCGCCUUAGCACAAAUAACACCCGUAUCGCGCGCUUGGCUGCAUUUUGACACUGUGACGAAGGUUUAAGGGAUGAGGUCAUUAGGACGCCAUGUUCGUUUGGUCCGCAACAUUUGAAAGGGGCUGCCAGUCAAGGACGAAUUAAAUGAAAUCAUCCUCCUUACUGAUCCAUUGGAUCGAAAACUCAGGACCACACAUUUGUCAACAUUAAAAUUGAGAAGCCAACGGACUCACCACUUUUUCAGCCGGUUGAGACUCUCCUAAAGCUCGUACCUGUCUGCGUCAUAUAAGAUGGUUCUCACAGCUUAAAAUCGUCAGCAAAUAUGGUGGCGUUGCAGUUCAGAUCGUCGACACAGUCGUUAAUGUAAACUGGGAAUAACAACUGCCCUAAGACGGAACCCUGGGGGACACCACCCAAAACGAAUUUAGGAGUUUAAUUCGAGGCAUCAACGCACACGGUUUGUGAUCUCCUGCCGGAAAAUCUGCGAUCCAUGUCAGUACCUUUUUUCUUCUUCAAAUUUCAGACAGUUUGUAGAUUAGGCGCUGGUGUGGGACGUUAUCGAACGCAUUCUUGAAGUCCGUGCAGAUGACAUCGACUUUACCAUCCUCGUCCGGUGCGCGAGUCCACUGCUCAGCCGAGAGCAAUAAACUGUACAGGCACGAGCUGCAGUGCUGAGAACAAGUGACUCUGCUCUAGGAACUCCACUGUUGCUUGCUUAAAUACGGCUUUAAUUAUUUUGCAGCAGAUGUAAGUGAGACUGACGGACCGGUUCUUGUUAGCACUAGUGCGAGCCCCAUCCUUGUAUAUCGGAAAGGUAUUUGCCGUCUUCCAUUCUGAUGGCAGCCUUCCUAAUUCAAAUUACGAAUCAAAGAUGUUUGAUAGAUGUUCGAUGGCCAAUUCCUUCAAGAAUUUGGCUAGUAUACCGUCCGGAUGCGACGACUUGCUUCUUUGAAAUUUUGUAGACUGCGGAAAUCUGGCAGUUAACCGUGCGCCAGCUUAAGGCUAACGCACCUCACGCUAAAAAACCUCUGGUAGAGAAUCCAAAAGCACCAACGAUGUUUAAAGACUAAGAGAGAAAAGGAUACCUGGACCAAUUUUUAUCCGGGAGACGUUCCUAACAUUGCCAAAAUGUGCUCCAACGCGCCUCGCGGUAGACACGACCAUGCUGCGAUACUAUGGGAAUAUCCGCUGUAUUUUCAACGUCUGAAAACAAUGAUUGUUCAGCGGAAAACACGCAGGGCAUACCUUAACAUGAUAAAGAACAGAUUAACAUUCAUGAGCGGGGCAAUUUGCUCAAAGAGGUAUUCAGAGGACGACUAGGGAUCGUUUUAGACGAUUUCGUUACAUUCAGUCUUGUGUUGUUGUCGGACUCGUGUACGGAAAGACACCGGCGGGGUUGACGCCAUUUACAUUGGUUUCUAGAAGACGCUAGACAACGUCUAAAAAACGUCUUCUUGACAAAAUAUCUGGAAUUGGAAUAAGGGGAAAGCUGCCGACGCAAAUCCCAGACGUCCUUACGGAGAGCUCACAAACUGUCCACACUGAUGCCUCAAAGUCACCCCUUUCCAUCGUUUUAAGUAGUAUCUUCUAGGGCUUUGUCUUAAAGCUCUUGCACUUCCCAGUCAUCAUCAAGGACCAUGUCGACAACAUUGGUUGCAACUCCAUUAUGUUUGCCAAUGACUGUAAACUGUGGACAGCCAUCAGACCUGCCGCAAACAAGCACACUUUUCUCUGACUCUUAAAUUUUGACGUUGAUUGGUGUGCGAUCCUAAGACUCCGUACCAGAAAGACCAAUGAAGUGGAGUGUUUUUCGACAUCUACUUGAUGGGGCGCACCUUUCAAAUAUUAAGAAAAAGAAGACACAGGUUGUUCUUACAACCUCGUCGCCAAAGCCCCCGGACCUAAGUGCACGAUACAGGAAUUGUUUCUGCUGAAGCGUGAAUGAAUAGAGGUUUACAACGAACUGUUCUUUCGGCCUGUCUUGGAGUAUGCCGUCCAAGCAUGGUGUCCGUGUUUUAAGGAGGAUUAAUAAUUGCUGGAUGGAGUUCAGGCGAGGGCAAAGAAGGUGGUCAAGAAUCUUGGUCAUUUGCCUUAUCAAACCAGACAGGUUGGGAUUAGUUUUGUUCCUCUCACUUACAGGCAACUGCGAGGUGACCUCAUUCAAACCUUUCGGGUUGUCUAGAUUGUGAGUGGGUCCUAGAUUUUGCGACUUCUUCCGACUGACUGGGACGGACCGCUUGCGUAAUAAAUCAUUUAAACUGUAGAGAAAUUUGGUAUACAUGUAUGUACGUCAAAACGCCUUGCAGAGGAUCGUUGGAGCACGAAACGGACGCCCUAAUGCUGUGGCCCUUUCAGAAACUGUGGAGACGCUCGUAUGUAAGCUGGAUACUUAUUUGCCAAGAAACUGUCGAGCAUAUAAUGUAGAUAUUGUCAGUAGUGGCAUUAUGCGCCUGCUUUGCACCUACCACUGAGUAUACAAUUUGCAGAAAUACUGCUGCGAGAACUGAUUUUUUAGUAUUUUCGAAUAGGAAUAGGGAGUUCAAUGGCUAAAGCCUGAGUCCCUUAAUAAAGUGAAUCUGAUUCUAUUUGGUAAAGCCGUCGAUGCCAAAUUAGAAGCAUCUAAAAUAAAAACACGGUCGGGUGCGCGAACUCUAUCUAGGACAGUUACCAAAGUAGGAAAUCGCCUGAAUAAACCGUAAAGAAGGUGUACGCUCAAAUUUAGGGAAUUUAGACUGGUGAAACUAUUAGACAUAUUCUGACCAAUAAAGGCAAACGUCUCUUAGAGUAACGUUUGUACGCCAGCGUCGCUGCAUUUGUAGGGCGUCUGAUAGUACUGCGCUGGGUUUGUAAAUAAGACGUGAAAGGGAAAGCAUAAAAAUUGUCCAGCAUUCGAAAACGACUGGCAUUCUUGUGUAGGUGGACUAAACAAUACAAACUAUAAACUAAGCCAACAGAACUGUGCAAAGUUGAUUAAAAAAUGAUACGACAGUGAACACAACAAUAAGCCAGUCAGAAGGUGUGCAAUUUGUAUCUAUGGGUCUACGUCGACUUCUGGCGACAUUUACUCAGAAAAAUGAUAGAUUGUAUCAAAUACAGGCGUAAAAAGGAAAACGGAAUACAUACUGUAGUCUCCUUAAUGUGGAUCUCGAAAGUCAUUUGAACAAUAAUAUCGACCUGGCAUGCACACAGUCAGUGUAAAAGUGUCCUCCGCGUGGUCGUGUAAACGACCCACAUAAACGAAGGCGAUAAUUAGUCCAGAGAAGGAUGAUCCGCUUUCAAAUCUACUCGCUUCCAAAUGUUUUUGUAGAACACACAGCAUAUAUUUAGCUAUAUGAACGUAAAAUGUGCGACACAUAGUACACAGAGAAUUCACUACGAAGGGCAUUAUUUUACAAAAUUUGCAUAGAGCCUUGCCGCGUAUAGCACCGGCCUAGCCCUACAUAGUGCUGGGGGCAUGGAUUAGCAGGGAAAUGCAGGUUAAGGACAUUUUCACUAGCGUAUCUUCAAGAAAAGACAAUGAGAGCUCCAUUAGCUGGCAGCACGAAUGCACUUCACGUCGUGUCUUAUGCUCCGACGUCUGCACUCGGCCGGCUAAAACAGCUGUUACCUCUGGGACUGCGUCGUCUGUACGCUCUCUAGAUGAAGUAAGAGGUUGUCCAGCCAAAUCCAUCUUCCUUGUCUUUUAAAUUGAGAAUACACUCGUUGUCAACAGUUGCACAUCUCACCUUCUUAUUGUGAACGCGUUUGCCGUUAGCCUACUAACUCUCCAAUUUGCCCCUAAACAUUUUAUGUUUUGAUCUGAACAGAGGUUUCAGCAUUUGUGAAAAACCUUUUCGCUUUUACUAGAAUUUUGAUACGUCACAAACAGUGCAUUUUAAUAGGCUGAAAUGCAAGCGUGUAGGACAAUUGGCGACUUUCUUCUCACAAGAUGUCAAGUCCAGACCCUACAUUAUUUUUAGUGGGAAUAAAACAGGUGCGUUUAAUUGUUGCGUGCAGAUUAAGUUUUUCAGUCUAAAGGGUCUGUCAUUGUAAAUUUUAUUUUUCAUAGUUAUGCGUUUUUGUGCUUUGUCCCUGAUAACAUUUUGCCGUCAAGUUGUCGGCUACAGUGGCUCCGAAGUCGCUGCGGUCUCGGACAGGCGCGAACAGCCUCAGUUUUGCAUACCCGCGCACGCCUUGUUUCAUAAGUGCGAUUGUGACUGUUCCGUGUUGAGGUUGCUACUAAAGGCCUGGAGUUACGUACUGCAGGAAUUCGCAUAAUUAGUCGUGGGGUCAGACUCUUUGCCCGCGUAAAGUGCAUUUUUACACUUAUUCACGCACGCAGCAGCACGGCUUGCUCACAGUAAGUCGGUAGCCGCCAUGAUGGCUGAGCUGAUCAGGGUGUUUACUGCUAUCCAACUCUAGACCGUCCCUGCAGCAGGGUUAUCGAAAACUAGAGUUAUCGAAAAAUACCAACACUGCCAUUUCAACUCCUUUAAUCUUUCUCCAUCUGGUGCGUUUAGCGAUAACUCCGGUUGGAAUACGUCACCACUUAUAGUGCAUGGCUCCAAUACCGCAGCCGGAAUACUGCAACCGUCUAUCGUACGUCAACCCCUGAACGGUUGUCUUCCCCGAUGACCGGCUACAAGAUUCUGCCACUGUCCUUUCCCAUCCAUACCCAGCGAGUCCUGUAGUUGGCUAUGGGCAAAGUGGUAGUAUCUUACUUCGAACAGUACAGUGUAAACCUCCAUAGACAGCGUCCCGUCUCGGACACAUCUCCUUCCCUCAACCCUCUUAGGGCUUUAGCCGUGGUUUAUCUGCUCGAUGUUUCGUAGAUGUCGAUUUUUUUCGAAAACAUGGAUAGCAAGUAGAUAUCAACUGUUCUGCAUGCCCCGGACACGGCCAAAACGGUACGUAGUGGAUCAUACAAUAAACUUUUCCCUGAUGCAAUACCUGUGUUUUUCUGAAAUCCAUUGCAAUCUACUCUUGUUACCCAUUCCAGUCCGUCCCAUUCCAUCCGUUCAAAUAUACGUGCUUCUGAACGUUUAUAUGAAUGCAGCAACGGUGGACAAUUACUGGGAAGACGGUCAAAAUCGGAAAGCAAUAUUGACAAGUGAAUAGAAAAAUACCAUGUGCACAUGACUUGGACGGUGUUCAUCACUGAUUAUCGGAGCAGUUGUCCCCGGAACUUUUUGGAGGAGGAGCUAGGUUACCCGACGACGGUCCGGGUUCUUCCUAUGUAGGGCAGGAUUAAUUUCUUUAAAAAGUGUGCGAAAGCCACAUACCGGUCGAUUAAGUAGCGUUUUGAGUUUUCUGCGCUUGUUGUCCAAAGCUAUCAAGCGGUCAUGUUAGGCACUUGGUGAUCGCAAACUCUAGGCCAGACAAACUUGCGCUCCCCACGCACUGAGUGGUCACCUACAUAAUUGCAUAGAUAGCGGUAAUAACUCGAUUUAUUUACGCCCCAGCGAGGUCGUUCUUAAUUUCCCAGUCUUUGAAUUUGAGGUUGACGCUGAUCUCAUCUUCAGACGACUACUGAAUAUUGCUCUUGACAAAAUUAUCGGUCGUUCUGCCGCCGAGGCAUGCAAGGGAGGAAGUUGAAUGCAGUUUGCAAUGAAUACGUUGAAAAUCCUCGUCCUCUAGUCUAGCCUCCAGCUGCCGGAAAUCUAUAGCCGAAAGUAGGGGUCGACUGACCGGGUUCUGGGGCAGCUGAGCGUUACCUCUGUGGAGGUUAUGGAUCGUUAAACAGUCACCUCCUACCCCCGCAGCCGUUCAUGUGUCCUUCAAUGGCUCGCCAUGGGAAAAGUAAGUCUGCUGCUGGCAGAUAUCAUGUGUUGGCACAUGGUCUGCAAAAUGAUUUUUUUGUAAAUGUUCAUUGGAAGAUGGCCCUGGCUAGUCGACAGAACUUAAAGGUAUCGUGACGUGUUGCAUUCUAAGCGCGAACUGUCCCCUUGUGUAGGUCAGUAGCCAGAGCGCCGCUUUUGCGAGACUUUUGGUCAGCAUCUCUUAUGAUGGACCGAAAAGGAGGCGGAUGAUCUUUAAUUAUGUCAGUGACGGUUCUAUCACUGUACAUUUUUUGCCUCCGGUGCCAGUAAGUCCCUCACUGAGUUCUGAGCGUUUGUUAGGUUCACAAACACUGUUUUUGAAGGCGAAGGAAAUUAAAUGGCUCCCUAGAAAUCAAGCCCGUCUUCCAAAUUGUUUUCAGCUGAUUAACUGAUGAUCGUACUUGUGGCUUGUUAGUUUAGUCUUGCCUCGCAAACUUUGCAUAGGAAGCCUUUAAGGCACCGCAGUGGCGGAUGACUGCAGUGGGUAUUUUUGGUGUAUUUUUCUCUGUCAGCCUGCCCCAAAAUACGAUUACCCUAAAAUCGAAACAGGGUCACGUUGGGCGAGCAACCAGUAGGGCCGCAGUUUCAUGGCUUUUCAGCCGCGAACAUGAUAAUUUCGCUAUCCUUUUUUGACUGUUUGCAAGAAAAUAUGGAGAAAUUCAGCUUUGUCAUGGAUCUUCAACUGAGUCUUCUUGACGAAAUAGCACUCAUUUUGGGAUGCCAUGCCCUCCGAAUUUCACACACAAUUAGAUGAUUCAGUGUCAGCCUAUGUAGCUGCAGUCCUUCAUUCUUCUUAACCGCGCGGACCUAACUGACAUCACCUGUAGAAAUCAUUUGGGUCACCACCAAUGGCUCUUUUUAAAUAGUCGUAGAGGGGGCAUUUUAAGUUUAAUUUUAGCCCCUCAUAUUAUCGAUUAAAAGAGCUGAUACAUUGAAGUUCCUAUUUUAGCUUUAAUGUUUUAGACUUCAGUUCUAAAAUCUCUCAGUCCUCGAUCUCAAGACUUCAGUUACCGUUGAUAUCACUUGUUGGACUCACUCAGGCGGUGCUAGGCCACGACAGGCGUAACCGCAAGGAUAGGAACUGUAGUGAAUAUGACUUCUAAUACCGCCCUUUAUCUGCCUAGGAGAGUUCAUGCAAUAACGAAGGCGAAGGACAACGAAACGCCUGGCGGUGAUUGUUCCUCGUCGAAAACCCACAACUGCAGCGCUGCAGCAAUAAUUGACUAAUGACACACUUCAUUCAUGGAGUUUCUUGGGGACUCGAGGCUUUUUGCCCUAGGACUUUUGCUCGACGUAUCCAUAAGGGUUCAGUUGCAAGUAAACUUGUUUAAUGAUGGUUUACGGCUGCCAUAUCACUGCGUUGGGACAUUUUCUUGCGCAGUCGGCGUGCCAGACCUCAGAACUCAGCACCCUAAUAGCAGUGUCGUUACUGGUUUUUGACUGUUUAUUCACUAGACCCUAUAACCUGCUUAUUUUGCUGCAAACUUUCGCUGAAGGCCGUUCCAGUUGUCGCCACUCAUGGACGCGCCCACUAAACAGCAGCCAGAAUAACGAGGAACCGGUCUUCCUGGACUGGGACGUACUGUCCAAGUGGAGGUUGGCCGAAAACUGGGGGUGUUUGGCCAUCGCAGCUCUAGUAAAUUACACUGAAUUUGUCUCAACCGAGACAGUCCGCGCGCCGUGAAAACAUCGCGAGGAUAUCUCAGACCAUUCAAAAAAGAUGACGAUGGUUUGGGGACGCCCUUCGUUGCCCGCCUCAUAAGUUCAGUAUUGAUGCCCUUGUUUUGGUGUUCUUGCCCAACUGGCUAACUCAAGAUCUGGCCCGACACAACUUGUCAAGAAGAAGGAGACACGAUCGCCGGGACAAGAGCUUUAGUAGCCUGACGUUUCGUAUUCCUACUCGAAUUCAUCAUCAGAGACAAAAGAGCAGAAACAUUUCUGCUCUUUUGUGUCUGAUGAUUGAUUCGAGUAGGAAUACGAAACGUCAGGCUAAUAAAGCUCUUGUCCCGGCGAUCGUGUCUCCUUCUUCAAGACUACUUCCUGGGACUCGGCUCUUCGCUUCUAUUGACAACUUGCCAAGACGUAGAAAUGGCGCUUGGGUCUUGCAUAUUUGGCCUUCAUCGUUGGUGGAAAGAAUAGGCUGAGCUCUCCAAAUCUGCCGCCGUAGAUCGCCAGGCGUUGAGAGGUACAAUUUGCGACAUCAUCGUGGUUGACUAGGUUUAGCACGAUCACAGCAGUUUCGAGUGUAAGUAUUUACCCGUUGCUGUUCCUUCUGACUCACAUUAGUGAAAGACCAUGAUGACAAAGUGGGCGCCCCUAUUAUUGCGCCGAUUGGUUGGACGUAUGAUAGAUAUCCGUGUAAGAGCUGUUGUUGCACACCUUUUUCUUGAUGCUGCCGCUAAAGUCGUUGUAGCCAUUCUCUGCCUUAAUUGAUCCCCCUUGUGCGACUGUCAACCAUGUUGGGCUGCGUUGAUCAGCACUUCUGUCCAUUUGAACCCUCUAAACACCAUUGUUACAAAAAACUUAUUGUUGGAUUUUUGUCGGAGUCUACCCCUGUCUGCAAAAAUUUGGUGGACCGAAACUACACCGAAUAAGAACCAUUGUCAGUGUGAGUCGCCAUGCCAUCUACCUGCGGUCCCUCCCACCUCCGGUCUCUUUGACUAUGUCUUGACACCGGGCCCGGGUAGAGGAAGAGAGAGUGCGGUAGAUGAUGCGCAAGUCUACUCUCAAUAUAAAUUAAUGCACGCUCAAGUCAUCAUGCCUGCUCGCAGCCUGCUGUGAGGCACACGGUAACGCCGGUUGAACUGUCGGCAGACCACUCCGAAGUUACAUUGAUUAGUGGUCAGAGCAUUGGCACAGUGCAAACACAGCAAAAAUAAGCCAGCGAUUAAAGUUCUAAGAUAAGGACGGCUUCCUGCAUACUCUCGGUAUAAAAUGUCUGCCCAGUCAGGAAGACGGUGAAAGUCUGGUUGGCUUACAAUUUCUGUUACCAGCAUUUGACUAUUUUGUCGGGCGGAUAAGACGACGAUUAACUAAACCGACAUGUUCUUCGUUAGUCUUCGUUCAAACCUAGAAUUGUCGUGAAAACAAGCUUCAGGGAUAUAAGGCCUGCAUCAAGUCCACUUUACUAUGCAGAUAUGACAUCUGACUCGUGCGCUCGGAAGGCAUGCAGUGUCCAUAAAAUAUUUUGUCGUCUCAAAGAUUGCUUCACAAAGGAAUGCCUCUGUAGUCCAUCUUGACGUCAUACCUCCAAUCGCACCUGCCUUACUGACAAAAUGCUCUAGCUCGAUCACGCGUUGCAUCGAUUUACAGGCCAAAUUAUCUGAGAUAUCAUAUUGCCUGAACCUAAUUCUUGCCGUUGAUGGCGUCUUUGGCGAAUGCAAUGAAACCUGACCUCGAUCGUAUGUCUGAUCCUCUGCGAUUCGCAGUCAUUGCAACUCGCACGCUGGCUAGCUCAUUUUUGCUGACCGACUAAUGAAACUUGUUGCGGCAAGCUUGUGAAAUGGAGCUGGCUGAAUACCGUAAGAAGCACAUAUGAAAAUGCUAGUCGACCAGAGUAAUAUUACCGACAAGGACAAAGGAGACUGGUGUCGUAAUUUCUGACUUAUUAGCCGUCAUCAGCCAACCAUGCCCAACCCUGAGGCCUGCAGCACCUGGGACUCGACCCGGUGACCUGUUGGUUAGGACGUUUGACUUCUCACCAACAGGCACAAUAAGGCCAACGAGUUCCGUAACACGGUCGGUGAGCGUCCCUCUACCCUGCUAGUUGAGAUAACAGUCGCGUCUGUGUCGAAAGAAGUUAAGGCAUCUGUACCCCCGAUAGGCCCUUCUGUAGGUUUCCAGGCAGAUCAGUGCGUGGACGCCUUUCCCAGAGAGUUGGCGGACUGUGCUUUUGAGUUAUUCGUUUGAUGGAAAAUUUUGAAGUCUGGCAAAUCAGGUUUGCUGACGUUAAAACCCCUUCAGAAAAACCCUGUACAGCAAAUCAACACGCAGGGCAAUUUCGUCCUCUAACGCCGACGGAUUAAUGCAUAAUCUGCGCCUCCUUUACGUAGGGCUUUCGAUUGCCUAUCAGUGUUUUUUCGUACAUAUUUUUUGUAGGAAGAAACCGCAGUCAAGGAAAAGAGCGCGCCUACAGAUUGCAAGGUAAUGUCAACAGUCUGUGUGACAUAACUAUGUGCUGUAGAUUUCCGAGUCAUUCCGACCUGAUCGACCUGUAAGGUUUACUUUGGGCUCCAUAAGGUUGGUUUUGCCUACAGCACCAAUGCCGGCGACUCAUUAAACAAAAAGAAUCUGGACCCGGUGAAGACGAUAGACAAAACCACGACGGUGAGUCGCAGUCGUCAUCGCCAUCCCCAACGUCCUUGUCUCUACCAACCACUGCCCAAGAUAGAGGAUUGCCACCUGUGAGUCGCCCAACUACGCCAACUGGGGAAUUAAAUGCAACGACAUGCUUAUCCAUUUCUGCCAAAACAUCUAGUGUAGUAGAAAGCGUGGAGGUUGACACGUCAGGUUCGUAACUGCUUUUUUACCCGCUACCUUUUCGUCACAGAAAGGUGCUUUCUCAAGAGGGAGGCAGAAGAACCCGCAAACCUUUUUGGAGAUGACUUCCAUUCAUGUAAGCGUUGUUCAAUUCUGCCAACACCUCUGCCGUCGUUUGAAUUUUGUCAUUCUUCCCUCGUGGGCCCGUCAGACCUUAUGACUGAUCUUUUGAUUUAUUAGUUUAUUAAAUGGAGUUUCCCGCUGGGAAUCUGAUCUUAGGCAGACCUUUAUCGUGACGCACAAUUCAAAGUUCAUGUGGGAAACAUCGCAGAGAAGACAGGGCGAUGUCAACCACGGUGGGGGUGGCUUCCUCUGUAUUUUCUUUGUCAUCGCCGUUAUUCUACUAGCGGUCCAUUGGUGACUGCCCGGCGAUGGUAGUUGGUGGUCAUUUUCAGUGGAAUCGUCAUAUUGAUGUCAGAAACUAACUCUUCGCCCUUGUCACACAUGCUGCUUUUCAUGGAAAAAGUCAGCCUUUUCGGUUUAUGCCAGUACAUUCUCCCCCACGUGUUUAGGUGUGAUUUCCACUUAUCUCCACACUAGCCCACCACUGGUUGAAGUUCGGAAAUAGCUUUCAAAAUCUAAGACUUUCGACCUGAACUGAAGUGGAGUCCUUUGGCCUGUGACCUAACUCAAGUGUCUAUAAUUCACCGUAUGAAAGAACACAUUUAGGCAUUUAUGGCGCGUACAUUUGAUAUAUGAUUAUUUCGAACUAGUAAUUGCGUCUUAUUAAGUUUUAUGUGUACCUUAAUUUUACGUCACCUAUGCGGUAUUAUUUGUCAUAAGCGUUGAAACUAUGUUUACGCUUGCACAGACUUACCGCCGACUUUUUGACUGAUUCUUCUGACACAGAUUCCCACUUGACACUGCCUAAGCAUGAUCCUGAGUCCUCGGGACCCGGUACUUUUUCCAGCAUCACCCACGAGUUUAUAGAAUAUUUUUUGUCCUCAAACUACGUUAGCGAACGUCACGGCGCAUUCCUCUUUUCAAGUUCGCCAUGGGUUCUCUUUUGUGUGUAGGCUUCUUAUUAGAUCUUCUGUUCGGUUCGAGGGCUUUUCGAUUCACGUGGUACUGAGUUCCUCCCAUGGCCCCAACCCCCAGUGAACGUCUAAUAUGUGUUGAUUUUCGCCCAACCUGCCGUGUUUGGCAGUCCUUCAGUGUUACUUUUUCCAGGGCCUAAAGGUUUGUAGGCGUUCCCCAUGUCAGUAUCAGCAAAUCAAGCCCUCACAGUCUGGUAUGCGCUGGCAGUUCUCCGAAACCUGGUUCCCUGCCGGCAGAUGGACGUGCGCUCCCGCCGGUUAUACGGGUUGUGAGCACGACUGCCCAGUCAUCCUCGUCCUUCCGUCCCGCUGUGGUUUUGCUGUUCUUGGUUAAAGUCCUGAUUAAGUGUUUGUUGUAGACCAGGCAGCGUGGUGGUAUGCCUGGAUGCGUCUCAGGUGUUCCAACCAUCUGCACCCGGUCUUCUUGACUAUGUCUUGGCACCGGACCUAGGUGGGGGGAGGGGAGAGUGCGGUAGAUGCGGCGCAAGUCUACACCCUCUACAAACUAAUUCACGCGCAAGCCACCGGGCCUGUUGUACCUUUCUGCAGCGCACACGGUGGACAUUGUAGGGCACGACAGUCAAACUGCCGUUACCUUCUCCCGACCCUGCCACUUUUCGUUGGCCCGUGUCAUUUAAUCUGACUCCGAGUAUUAGGUUCGUCUGUUGACUAGUCCCUGUCAGUGGAUAGGUGAUUACUAGGCAAUUUUGGACUCUAUUUGAUGAUGCCGUUCUGCAUCGCCGCCUCCCUUGGCGGGCAGGCGCCAUUGUUCACUGGGUAAAAUGCCUAUAGACUUUCCAUUGAGGGCAACUAAUUUACACAAAUCCAGGCUACUGAAUGGAGAUUUCCGGAACAGAGUAUUCACAGUGACUUAAUAAUCGCUGUUUGCCCAUUUCUUCAACCUAGGCUCCUGUUGCCUCCGCAAACAAGGGAAAUAGAGUCUUUCCAAAUCGCAGGCUUCUUCACUGAGACCUUUUAGGUCGCGCCUAGAGUAGGAUUCACUUAUGUCUCAUUGUUCGUUUUGCGAUUUGCUAUCAGCUUACAACUUUAUUCCUUAACGGAAGACCCAACCCAACCUUGUACGGUUAAGCCGUGUUUUUCUGCCUUUCAGUACUUCGAAAGUAUGCAUGUGAGCUAUGUGACAAGAGCUUUCUGCAGACGUGUCACCUGAAGAAACACAUUGCUGCUGUCCACAAAGGUAAGCCUUGGGGGGGAAGGGCUGCGUCUUCCUACAAUGCGGCGUAACAAUAGCGCUGGCCACUUUGUAAGCAUCGUCUUUCACUAGUUUGAGUCAGAAGACACUGUAGCAGGUAAAUGCUUCUACCUUGCGCUAAUUUCCAGUGUUAGUAUUAUUGUCGCACGACCAGCUUAUGUUCGUAUGUGCGCUACCUGAGAAUGCGUCCAGUCUGAUCUGCGUAGUUACAAGGCAAGUCUGGGAACAGGAUUCGAUACGCUAUCCCAAGCUGGUGUUUCUGUUCGGGUACGGUGGGCGAGCGCGUAGGCAUCGGCUUACAAACGCCCUCGGACAGCCAUUCCACAUAAAUUGGUCUCGGAUAUCUCGGGCCUCGUAGGCUUUUCCCUCCGGGGUUGCUGUAAAGUCUGGAUCUGUUUGAAGAGAGUGGUGGCUGACAACGCGGCCGCACUAGUUCAUUUCUUUUUGGCGUUACUACUGACAUUAUUUUCGGUAGGUGUGUUUGCAUUCUUGGAAAAUCACUUCGCAGGUACGGCGGUGUAGUUUGCCGCUGGAGCCGGCUCGUAGAUUGGGCUACGGACUUAGGUUGGGCUUUAGGAUGGGUGAGGGGGGGGGGGUAGCUGUUGCGCUUGACGCAGUGCCAGCGGGCCUAGAGUUUGCGUUUAGUGGGGGUUUAGGAUUUAGAUUAUAAACUGUUGGCGAUUCCAUUUGGGAUUUAUGGUUAGGUUUUACAACUAGGGGGUUAUGGUUGAGGUUAGCGUUUCAAUAACCAUUGUUUCGAUGUCCAAUAAGUCCAUAUUUCAAUAACCUAUCAAUUAAAACAAUUGAUAACUUGUAAGUUAACUGUGAUAAUUGGUUAGCCAUAACAGCCAUUGUCGAUUCGUUAUAGACUCACGGAAUUAGUCACUUAGUAGUCGCUAGCGAUUCACUAGACAUUUUGGGACACAUAUGCUAUGACACUAUUUCUAGAAUUGUCACUCGCUCCGUAAACUGAAGCAGCGUACUUAACAAACCAUCAUAUUUGCGACUGUUUAUUUUUACCUUUAUAUUUUCCUCCUACUUACUACUUUUCCCACCCACCUUUCUCGUACCAAACCAGCCGUUGGUUCGAGUUUCGCCAGCGCGUCCGUGUUUCCUGUCCCUGCCGAAAAGAAUUAUAACGCAUUGUCGUUUUUGAGUAGCCCAAUGGUUGCGGUGGAAACUAAAAAGGUUGCUUGGUUUUCCUUGCCCUACCGUGAACCAUCGCCUUAAUUCCGCCGUUAGACUUUCACCUGUUGAGCAAAUCGAGAAAGAUUAUCGUGAGCUGGUUAUGGAAGUUCUGUGGCAUGUUUCUUUUGACGAUGACGAGCGUGUCGUCCACGUAACGCCGUCGAAAGACUGGCUCACAUUGGAUGAAGUCAAUGUCUUCUAGUCAUUGUAGGAGCAGUACUGUCACUGAACGGGAGACCCGGGGAUCCAUUGAGAUUGCCUUGAUCUUCCCAUAGGUUUUUUAACAAAAUCCGAACAGACUCAUGCGUUGCCGAAUUUUGAGUAGACUCCGAAUCUCGUUGCUUACUCAUUAAAUCUUGCAUCAGCUCCAUUAGGAUGGACGUCGGAACGAAAGAGACCAUGAUUUCGUCGGAUUGAAUCAUCCGGCCUCGGAGUUCUGCGAGAAGUUAAUAUUUUUACGAUUUGAUAUCAGCCUGUCAUACUACAUUUUAAAAAUGAUAAAAGACGCAAACCAUUCCUCCACGGAUAAACCGUUUUUUUUCUGCCUUUCAGCACUUCGAAAGCAUACGUGUGAGCAUUGUGGCAAACGCUUUCUUCAGAAGUGUCACCUGAGAAAACACAUCGAUUCUAUCCACGAAAGUACGCUUGGAGAGCCGCUUCCUUCUUUUGACAGUAUUUUAUUUUCUGUGGCGUUGCUUUCUUACGGUACGCUUAUUUUCGUAUCCCUUUUGCCAUCCGAUGUACCUGAUCUAUAUCUAUUGGACAACGAGCCCCGUGGCUCGGUGGUUAUUGGCGUUGGCCGAUAAUGACCACUCCAGUCUCCCUUGUCUUUGUCGGUAAUUCUACGCUGCAAUCAAGGCCAGCAGGAACACCCAAACCACUACUCUGAUGUUGGAGACGAGAGAGUCUCCGAAACGUCAGUCCAAAUAUGCUUCAAUCCAUAAACUCGUCCUUUCUUCUUCGUCUCAUUUCGUCGAUGAUGAACGCAACGUGGCGACAAGUGUCAACUCUACUCCAGCACAAACCUCAAAGGGCGAUUUCUGAAACAGAAGAGCGGGAGCUUCUGCGCAUGUAAAAGGCGGGGGAUAUUGUCGCCCUGCCCGCCGACAAGGGACACUCAACGGUUGUCAUGGAUAAGAUGGGUACGCGACGGAACUAUCAGGUUUAUUGGAGGGCGAAGGCGCCUAUGAGCUUUCGGGUGCUGGAGAAUUCACGAAGCACUUGAACAGUCGUAAACAGGAUGACUAGCAAGUUGAGGAAGGCAGAGACAGGCUGAAGCACGCUAGAGCGACAAGGACGGAAGAAGGGAUGGAGCGAAAUACCUACAUUCCGUAUUCGUCGCCAAUGGUCACUCACGUUCCUUCAUACGGGAGUACCGAAGAUAGCCUACGCGUGAGCGGUUGAAGGAUGAGAGGUCGGAGUUUUGGCCUACGAUCCCCGUGUGAAGAACGUUUCGCGGACGACAGCAUGAAUCCUGAGCCGUUUUGGGAUUGGGAUUGUCCAUACGCCAUGAUCAACUAUCAGGGGGGAGAUAAUAAGACCGGCUACCGUCAACGGAGCAAUCGGCAGUGGUCCAAAUUGCAGGGCAAGUUAUGUUGGUGAAACGGGCAAACGGCUCUGCACAAGACUGCAUGAGCACCGGCUCAUUGUGGACUGCGAGAAUGGACUGCCAGCCAGUCCAGACGGGUUUAGCAGCACUAACGAACAAAUAGCAGCUCGUCCAACAGUCGUCACCUUCACAGCAGGAGAAAAAAGCCGGCCGGAAGUCACAUGACCGACGCGCCUAAACAUCCGAACGCGAAUUGCAUAUUCGGCGGCAGCUGAUCAGCCCAUCAGAUUACGAUGGGAGGGUCCAGGGGCGUACGGACCCUGCAGCAACAAGAACGGCCUGGCAGGGACGGAGCUUCCACGAGUGCGCCCGAGGUCGGGUACGGAGCGACUGAAUAACAUCCCCAACGAGCAGACAGGCCAAAGUUCGUGCGUCAGUCAUGAUUAGGAUACGAGACAAGCCGCGAGGCCGAACAAGUCCAGGUCAGCAUGAACAGACAUCCAAGCUCGAAUAAUGUCAACGAGGUUUCCAAAGCAUCAGGACAGACACAAUGUCGUCCAUGAAGUCGUCUCCUCCUCUUCGGUUUUCUUAGGGGAUGAUGUUCGAGGUAAUUUAUCUGGGCCUUGAAUUUCUCACUUCGGCCUAUUGAACUACUCAUUUCCUGGGAUAGCUUACAGGAAUGGAACUCACCACAGACGAGAUCAUGAUGCCGCUUGAUGUCGCUUCCCUCUUUUCUUCGGCACCCCAGGAUCUGACAGUCGAAACGGCCGGCGAACUGCUCAAGAGCCGGUGAAGCGGAGAUAUCUCGUCCAAAUCCUUAAACCCUGUCACAUCUACUUCAUUUGCGAGUGGGCCACGUAUUAGCAGGUUUGACGGACGCCAACGGAAUCGCUGCUUUCGGGUUCGGUUGCAGAAGCAGUUCUCCAACAUGUUUGACUUGCUACUUCGGCGACACCCUAAAUUAAAGGCAUUUUUAAUUGUUUUUCAGAGCAGCGCGCGUUCCCGUGUGAGUUCUGUGGGAGAAUCAUUACGAAUGAGAGACUACUCAAACUCCAUGUUGACAGUGUCCACAUUGGUACGAUGCUUGUUGAUCUUUGACCACUAUUUUUGCCCUCUGUGGUGUUUUUAAAAACACUGUUUGUCAUUUUUCUGAAAACUUUGCAGCUAUAGCCUCCAAAAAGCUAAUGUUUGUAGAUUUGAGGGCAAGCAUUUCCCUUGGUGGUAUUAACUUGCAACUUUUGCGAGGUCGACUUGCAGCUAGCCGCUAUGCCAACAAAGAUAGUCGCUGUAAAUAGGGUCUAUUUCUCCACCACCGCUCGAGUUCUGGUCCCUAUCAUUCCCUCCCAGCCGUUUGUUAUACCGCUGGUUGCGUUCUUUCAACCAUCCUGUUCUAUUGCGUCAUUACCUGAAUUUUCAGAUAGACGACACGGUUUUAGCGUUGUCGGAUUUACACCUAGACACCGGGUCACUGAUCUCGACUGCGUUAACGGUAUCGUGCUGCCGCCCAUUAUUACUUACGUGUGGUGUUGAAAGCGAAUGGAUGGCUUAUUCAGCCAUUGUAUCCAUUAAAACAGGGAAGACAAAAGUGCUGUUGGUUACAUUUCUGAUCGGAAGCAACAUUUCGGUAUUAGUGACUGAGUCGCAAGUAAUUAGCAUUUUCAAAUACUCUAUGGCAAAGAUGCGGCAAAUGGACUGCGUAAGGACGACAUCGUCUCCCUAACGGCUGUUGCUCGUAGAGUUUUCUCAGUCACGGGGUUUUACCGAAGGCGCUGUUAGUAUUCUUUAGAUUUUCUCGCUUCAGUGCUGGUUUAUUUACCGAAAUAGACGUACCCGAGGUCAAAAGUAUGUCAGAAGUCAUUCCGGAUAACUCUGAUAUUCUUUGUGGUUCUGUAGCAAUAAACAGUAAGAUUAGGGGACCACGAUAGAGUUAAUAAGGCGGGGAAUAAGUGGAAAAGUGGACUUACAUUCGAGGUGAUUAGACGAGCAGUCAGCUAAUGACGCCUAAGUGUGGUGGUCGGUUUAAAAGCAAGUGGCAGUAAAGAACAAUGAACAAAGGACGAGGUCCGACAAAUGGGGGUACAAAAACAAAGACAGGGUGAUAUGAGUGAAGUCUGGUUACUAACAAACAGUUAGUAGCAAAAAACAACCAAGGAUACAAAUUGACAUCCGGGAUGUCACAGGAGUGUCGAUCGACAGAAAAUCUGGUCUGGACAGUUUCGUACCCCGGUUUUUGGCAAAAAGAGCUAGAAAGAUUUGUUUAGCAGAAAGCAUCGAGGAGCAGUUUAGAAAAAUCCAGGACUUGUUUGGCGAAAACGGGUAUCCUGACGGGUUCAUUGCAAAUAACAUCGCCGAAUGACCGGUAAAACCUACCACACUGACUGUCGAAAACAAAACUUUGUUCUCCAAUGUCCUCAUUCCAAGAAGACGCCGCGAGGGAAUUUCUAAGAAGACGCCUUGAUCAAGUUGUCUCGCGAACCUCCCUACCUGCAUGGGUUCAAAUAUUAUUUUCUACUAGCCCUAUGUUACGCGGAGAAGGUAAAGAUAGGUUAUCACCUCAAUGUACAUAUAUUCCCUCACAUGCCCCUGUGGAGCAGGUUGUAUUGGUCGUACGAGUUGGUGUCCAUCUGGAAGAGUACGAGAACACCUCUCUGUAUGGCUGGCAAAAGGCGAAACUAGGAGCAUAAGCAGUGCCGUUCUUGGGCAUGCGGUUGAUUGAGCGCAUCGUGUGGACAACGGCGAAGCUUUUCUUGUUCUUUAUAAGGUCCCCUGAGCUAUUAUAAGCUACUGAGUCAGUGUCUGUCGGCAACAGCAGAAGUAACGGUAACCAGGUUACGAAAACCGACACUAUGCGUCCAGAAGAACCUCAUUCAGACUCCUCGCCUACCGUGAUCAAAGGCUGACUGGCCACAUGCAACUUUCAGUGGCCUUUUACUCUUGCCGCGCCGGUGUUUCAAAAUUAACUUUCUUUGGUUUUUUAAUCACUGACAUGUUUGACUGUAACAUUUUCCCAUAUAGUUGUGCUGGCCUGAGGAGAAUUUAUCGAAAUUCAUAAAUAUUUUGGCAGAUUUUGAAUAAUUCAUAUUCACCCAACUGUUAAAAACUCGGCACCUUGGUGGGAUUCGAACCCACGCAGUAAAGGAAAGGCUUUAGUACAGCCAGCGCUCUAACCACCUGGGCAACGGGGCCACGCCGGACGACGCGAGUUUUAUCACAUUUGGGUCAAGUUACCCGCCCAACCUACUGCAACGUCUGGUAUCCACCAAAUCUGGUACAGUAAAUUGACUUCCCAAGCAGGAUUUCCUAAGUAAUUCACCUAGAAUCCACCAGAUUACUACCAGGCUCACACAAUUCAUAGAUAACGCAAAUGUGAUUAAACUCGCGUCGUCCGGCGGGGCCUCGUAGCUCAGGUGGUUAGAGUGUUGGCCGUACAAAAGCCUUCCUCUUACUGCGUGGGUUCGAAUCCCACCGAGGCGCCGAGUUUUUCACAGUUGGAUCAAUAUGAAUUUAUCGAAAGCCACAUAUGCUCACCAACUCGUAUUCUGAAUACUGCUAUGGUUGUUGGUUGCGUUUCUGGUCGAGGCCAUCUCUCCGUGUUAGCCACUGAGACUGAAGUAAUUAGCAUUUCCGAAUACUUUGGGGCGAAGAUAUGGCGAAUCGAAUGCGUAAGGACGACAUCGUUUCCCCUAGCCGAUGCUGUUCGCAGGAUUCUCUCAAACACUGGAGGGUGUCUAUAGAAGCUGCGAGAUAUCUUCAUGGCCACAAGGGUCCGCGUGUAUCGGCUAUCUAUUUUCGGUUAGGUCUCGUAUACAUUUGCCAAUGUUGGGCUGGGCGGGUGGAAGAUGAGUUAAAACUGGAUAUGUUUGACGACGAUUGUCUGAGAAGCAUCAUUCAAGUGAAUGUCAAUGACCUGGUUUCGAAUGAGACCGUCUGCACCCUCCACGACAAGGUUCCGACGACGGCGACUUAGCCUCGAGAACCAUAGGCUCUGUGGAAGAUAGUGGCCAUUGGCUGUAGACUCUGCCAAUUUGUGUAUAUGCUGAUUCGGCCGAUCACUGCUUAGGAAGUGGACUGAUGCCCAAGAGUGGGAAGGGAAACUGGGGUCGGCGAUCUCAGCGCAUAUUCCUCAUUAUAAACAAUCUGACGCGCUUGAAUCUAUCAAGCUGCGCUAAAAUCCGUGGCUUGGAUGGCUGCCAACUGAAGGGAUAAGUCAGUCCUCCUUGGAGGACGCAGAGUCAGGUUGUAAUGGUUGACCAGUCCGGUCUUUAUGACAGUGCGACUCAGUUGUUAUUCGAGCUGUCCCCUCUUUUUUCACUUUGUGGACAAUCGUAGUUAUUUAUGCGUGGUGGACCAGGUGUGGUGGCACGUCUAGGUGCGGUUCGUCGCCGUGCCAACCACCUGCGCCCUCUACCGUCUCCAGUAUUCUCGACUUUGUCGUGACACCGGGCGCGGGGUGGGAGAGGAGGUGGGAGUGCGAUAGGUGUAGCACAAGUCCACCAUCACUGUAAGUGAAUUCACGCGAAAUUCAACGUCCCUGCUGCAGAGCACACAGCGGAAAUCGUCGGAAAUGACGGUUAAACUGUCGUAUGCUGUAUUUUGUUGCCUUGUGGCCUCACGACGAGGCUAUGAUUUAAGUAAACAAGCAAGGCUACAAUAAUAAUGUUUCUACAUGAGGUCAGUUCCUUAUUCGGGCAAAGCGGCUGAACAUCAUGAUUUUUCGUCAAAGUGGAAUGUUAGGAACAUUCUGGCGUGCUUCACGGAUUGCCCUGCUAGGUAGAAUGCUGGGGGUAAAAUAAAUUUCAUAUGCACGAGCGCAUCUCCGCUCGAAUCAUUGGCCGACAGUCUUCGAUCGCAACUUCCAGUUUUGAAAUUUCUGGUAACGAAUGGUCCUGCAACCCCUUCCCCCUUGGUUGGAUACCUUGUGGUAUGCUUGCUGAAGCGUUUUGAGCAGUGAUGAUUACACCGGCCUGCAUUGCCAUGGGCAGUUAUCGACAGGAGUUUCGGAGCAUGUUUGAGUAGUUUAGAACUAAGAAAUCUCUCCAGUAGGAGGUUGCGCGUUAGAAUUAGGGAUGUUGGGCUAGUGAUUGGAUUUCAUUAUUGGAAACAGGGUAUUGGGGUUUUAGGUUUAGGACUGCGAUUAGAAAGUCUAUCAUUUGGCUCUGGCAAGAGCUCGGGGUUUUGGAAUGGGUCUGGAUAGUUAAGGUUAUUAAUUAGGGUUCGUUUUUGGGUUACCUGUCAGGUCUAGACGUUUGGGUUAGUAGUUAGGGUUAAUUGUUAGAGUUUGGCGUGAAGUUUAGUAAUUGGAGUUAAUAGUUUUUCUUAGCCCUAAACCUAACCUAAAAUGUCUAUUCCCAAAAUUAUGUAAUUCAAACUUUUCCAAGCAGGCCACCGAAAUUCCUGUCCAUAACUGCCCAUGGGAAUGCAAACCAGUGUAAUCUUGACUGCUCAAAUCUUUUAAGUAAGCAUACCAUAAUCUAUCCACCAAGUGGGACUGCAGCGUCAUUUGUCACCCAGUUUUUACUUCGCUGGAAGAGAUAGAGGGCCAACGUCAGUGAAAGCAGUCUUUUUCCUCUUUCAUGUCGUUGAGUGCCGGGACCUGAUCAGCAGUACUUGAGAGAUAACAGAGAACAGGGUUACGAGAGGGUGAUCCGAUACACGUCCGUUUAUCGUAGUCCGCUGUGAUAGUUCGUCCGCCGCAAGCCACAGCUACCAAUACUGUCCGUGAUUGAUUUGAAGAUAACUUGGCACAUAUGUAGAUUUUGCGGAACCUGCCUCAAUCUUCCUACCCACAUCGUUCUUCAGUGGCAGGACGAAGUCAAGAUAAUCAAAGUCGAGUGUUUAGUCAGCGCCCAACGAGGCUUACUCCGCAUUUACGUGUCUCCUGCAUGUGCUGGUUCCUACACCUGUACAAGUACAGGACUUCAUAAAGACGCACUGUAGUUCAUUAUAGUCUGACCCGAACUCUAGGGGCAACCCUCAAAGCCAGGAUUGUUAGCGCUUCCUGAUAACUACAAACCGCUCAAUUCGGUUGUAUUGGGAAAGCUAACCCCUGGAUACCAGUUGCGUCAUAUGCACCCUCCCGUCUUUCGACGUCCGGUCUGGACAACGAUUUAUGAUGGUCGGGUUCAUUGGUGACCUGGCGUAAAGCCUCCGUCACACGGUUUAGUGUUUGCUGUCGUCUGUAUGACUGAACUGGUCCACAUGAGACCUAGGUGCGCAGGGUAACGCAAACAAAAAUUGAUUAUCCUUCGGUCAUCGUAGUCGACUGCCUAUCCUCGGCAGAUUUAUGUAUUCGUCGCAUGAUAGAUAUAGGGUCUUGCAGAAACAUGCCAGGUUCAAGUUAACGGAGACGACAAAGUCCAGUCAUGUUGGAAAAUUUCUUGAACGACGGUAAGGGCUUGUGUUGCCUGUGACUUCUUAUCAGACCGCAUAAUCCCUAGUAUUUCAGUCAAGAAAGCAUGCCGGCUCCCUAAUGCACAUCUUUUCGGCCACCUUCAGGACUCCCAUUCAGUAAAAAAUGACUACUACUGAAGUAGUACGCAUUUUUCCAUUGAUUUCUGUACCCUUAAAAUACCGAACAUGUUUCAUAAAAAUAUUUGGACAGUAAUAUUCCUUCUUGCGCUCAUUUGGUCGCAGAUUGCGUCUUCUUCGAAUGUUAUAUUCAAGGUAAGAGCAUAGCUAGGUUGACAUUCCAUGAAAUCAGUCACUGACCGUACGUGGCUUCUUUAUUCCACAAAGGCGCCGGAAAUUGUUCGUUCACGCCAGGACAUCUUUAUACCGUAGGAUAAAACUGUGCAUACUGUUUAGGCUUUCGUUCCCAAGAAUGUGCUCGUUUCAGCGAGCAGGGACAGUUUUUUCUUAUCCGUCCCGUGACGUCUUUAUUCCGCAGACACGCGGAAAACUGUUAAGUUACUUAUCCUAUAGCUUACAUUAGAUUUUACAGUUUUUGGAAAGCCAUCUUGACUGUAAAAUGAGGAAACAUUUGUUUUGCUAAAUGCAAGUCUUUUGUGUUUCCCUUUCAGCACCAGGACAGCAUGUAUGUGAGAUUUGCGGCAAAGCCUUUAAUCGGAAGCCCUGCUUGACGAAACAUGUUGACUUGGUCCACAAAAGUAUGCCCCCCCUUUCCUUUGCCACUUUGAUAUGCCGAUCCGUUGCCUUUCAUCGCUGCCGUAUUUUGCGGCGGCGUUUCCCUCCACGCAUUUUGCUCGUCGGGGGGACAUUGUCUUGGUUUUUUCGAAUACUUCUACUCGUUCAAACUGCCUCCUGAGAAGUAUUCACUAAUUUAACCUACGUAGCAAAAGUUCAAGUGUUACCAAACAUUAACUAGUCAUACAAAGUCGUUGACUCUUACCCCUUGAAAACACUGGUGGGUAUAGUCGACAAGAGCCUGAAUCUAAUGAGGAACCAACAGGCAAUACCGUGAAACGAUUGGCCAUGACAAUGGAAACACAACAUGCUGCCCUAGCCCUUUUCCAUGGUUAACCAAAAAUCCCCAACCCAAACGUCCUAGAGCUGAAAGGUACGCCUACUUAUGGUCUGCCCGAUGAUUGACUUGUUAAGCAUUUGAAAAAGUUGACGGAGGGCUCAGAGCUCACAGCUGUAUCCUCAACGCACUUCCCGGAUGAACUCAGAGGCUCCCGACGAAAUAGUGGUAUCCUUUGAGGUCGUCUCUCUGUUCACCCAUAUCCCUAAAGAAUUAGCUAUAAGAGUCAUCAAUGACGUACUGGAGAAGGUACAAUGAAGGAACCCCUUUUUUAAAGGAAGCACGCAGUGGAGCUACUGGAUUAUAGCCUAAUGUCCAUAUUUGCGAGCGACUUCAGGGAAUUUCUAUAGGAUCCCCGAUGUCUGCCAACCUGAGUUUGAGCAAAGCGUUCAUAGGCACCUCUGUGGUGUAGACCUAAGGGAGUUCUUCUAUUCAGCGGGACGUGAGACCUUAGACCGUGUUCAUUGGUCAUCGAACGUUAGUAUGUCUAACGCUCCACCCAUGAGUCAUGGUCUGGUUGCCCCGUCUGUUGUGAUUGAGGUAGCAAACUGUGGUUUAAUGGUGCUCGCCAACCAGGUUACUGGAUGUGUGUUCUGCAUCUAUUUAGCAGGCUGUAGACAACCUAUCGUGAGAGGCAGGAUGAUUUCUCUGAAAUGUAAGAUGACCUGCGAAUAUGCCUCUUCGACAAACUGAUGUGUGCGAUGAUUCAUCAGUUUUUCGACACACAAGGAUAUCCAGGAAUGACAGAUGCCCAUCGCCCUCCGUUUCAAAAACAGACUUGAUUCCUAGAAAUAUAAAGUUGGGAUUUGUAUGGGGCAAAUUUCACUGAUUUUCCCUAACGAUGACAAGUGCGUCAUCUACAUAGUGUAGCCUGGGUUUUGGGUUAGCUGUGAAAAGAGCCAUAGUUUCACGUUUCUGCAUUAUAGUCUCCGCUAGGGGACCGGACAUGGGUGAACCCAUGGGAGCGUCUUUUCCUUGUCGAUCACAUUGUAUGGUGGAGGAUGAUCUGGGAGUUCGAGUUAAGCGUCUGCAGGCACGUCAGAAAUGUACGGUUUAAGUAGUUCUUCUAUUCAUCGGGACUUGAGACCCGACACCUCGUUGUUUGGUCAUCUAAAGUUAGUAUGUCUCACGUUGCACCCAUGAGUCACGGUCUCGUUGCCCUGUCUGUUGUGAUCGAGGUAGCAAACUAUGGUUGAAUGGCGCUCGCCUCCCAGGUUGCGCGACAUGCACGCCCCGUUGUGUCUUGGGAUAAAAUAAUUUAUAAUGUCUUGUUUCCGCCAUUCGGAAUCUCGUAAGUACAAAUGUAAACUAAAUCAAAAAAUAAAGUCUCUAACCAAUUGGAGCAUGUUCUUGCUUCUUUUUCAGACCUGCGAAUAUUUGACUGUGAGAUUUGUGGCAUGGCUUUUAAGGAUAAGGGUCACCUGAAGACGCACGUCGAUGGCAUCCACAAGCGUAUGUUUGGUACCCUUGCUUCCUUUUGCUUCUAUCCUAUUUGCUCAUUGACCUGAGUGCUGCAAGUCUCACGCUUAUCGCCUCUGCGAACAAAAGACAUGAGAUUCUCGGUGUCACCUACCCCAAAGUCCAUCGCACGAAAAACUGAAUGACGCCGACUAAUAUGAGCAGGAUAGGUUGGUAGCUGCUGAAUCUGUCCGGGUGGUGGUGCUCCUGCUAGUAAUCGCCGCACUGAUGGGGAAGGAUUUGGCAGUGGCGAAUAUGGGAGGAUUGUCAGAUGUGUCGAUACUGCGGCGAAUUCCGCUGUUGUGAACAUGUAUGCGGCAUAGUAGACCCCAUACGGUGACUGAAUGUGCGUCGGCGGCCUGGGCAGUCGGGGGGAUACGGAGGAUGUAUGCCGGGACUUCAAACACUGGCCCGCUGUUGGCGUUAAUCAUCAUCAUCAUCAUCAUCAUCAUCAUCAUUGCGAAUGCUUCUGAGACUUCUCCAUUAUCCGCCACCUGCGCCACCAUCCCUUCGUGGAGCUUACACAACAAGCGCGCGAAUCGCUCAGGGUAGUAGUAUUCCUACAUGAAUUCCGAGAGUAUUGCUAUUCACCGUAUCGAAUGCUUUCGUCAGACCCAUGAUGGCUGUCUAGAAGUGAGCCCGCAUCUCCUGGCACCUCUCUUGUAAUUGGCAGGCCGCGAAGAUCGUGUCGGUGCUUCCGCUGUAUCGUCGGAAGCCACGCUGACUCUUUGGGAGAAGUCGCUCUUCCAGAUGGCUGUUGAAACGAUUGGAAAGGACGUGUACGAAGACCGUUUCUGUAAAAUUGAGGAGGGAAAGGCCCUUGUGAUUAUCACAUAGUCGAGGGUUCUCGCUCCGCCUGUAGGUGUGGACAAUUGUCGCGUCCUAAAAGUCCCGAUGGAUUUGUCUUUGUCACACCAUCUCCUGGAGCAGCGUUUUGAGUUUGUCCAUCAGCUGAAACCGUCUUCUUUGUCCACCUCGGCUGGGAUUCCGUCGGACGCCGACCCUUCCUUGCGGGGGUGCCUAUCCACGUCUAUGACUGUUUCUGGAACGGAAAGAGGACGGUCCAUGGCAGUAUUGGUGUCAACUUUGGGGUGCUGGUCUAUGACAGUGCCGAGGGUGGUUGUAGUUUUUUCUAGAUUUUCGACCGCGGGUUUUACGUCUGCAAGUUACGAUAUACUAGCAGAUGGCAUGAUUUACCAUCACUUGUCUGAGGCCUCCUUUUCUGGCCACUUCCCAGGAGGGAGAACUCAGUGCUGUCCCUGAAUAGAGCUAUUUGGACGUCCCAAACGGAUGCCUAACUCCACUAUCGGUCGCGACUUUGUCUAGUGGUUGAGCAACCCGACUUUGCGUACGCCACCUUUGGGAUUGCGUGUCGCCCUAUCAGUAGGACUUUUGAAUUGGAAGGGGGAGGAUGGGAUGAGAAGCGGAAAUAACGCUUGUGGAGACACGCGACACCGGAUACCUUCGUCUACUUUAACUCACCAACCAAUUAAGUUACCAGAUUAUGACCGCUGGGCAAAACCCAGUUUCGGGGGUGGGGGGCAGCCACCACCUGCACGAGGUACAAUAGGCAACCUAUUACACCCUACACUGUGUAAUUAAACAUCCAUACACUGCACUGUUCAGGUACACCGCGCGCACACACAGUGAUGGAAUACUCCAAGUUGAAGGUUAUACGUCGUUAUUCGUUUGUUGCACAGCUUCAUUAAGUAAUCUUCUCUGUGCUUCAAGCCCUCCCUUGUCUGCAGCCAACGCCGCACUAGGAAGUGUGGGAUCGCUGUUUCCGAGCAACCAAAAAAGCAUGCGAAUCUUAAACCUCAAUUAAGUUCAUAAACUGCGCCGCCACCCAAACAACCGACCAGACUGAUGCCGACUUACUCAAAUUAGACUUAUUCGUUCGCGCGUACAUUACGUUUGCAGGCAGAUGCAUGCGCAGAUCCGGAGACGGCCGAGCGUCGGGCGUCUUUCCCCUCUCAGAACUGUGGCUACUUUAGUGCUCGUAGUUCGCUCCCUGCUUAGAUGCUACAACCCUGAGUGGAAGGUGGGGACCGCCCUCCGGACUAGCAACUAGAUCGGACCACUUUGCAAGUCAUUGUACUGCAUGGUGGAAGAUGACCGCUUAAAUACUGAUGGUCAGGUGCGUCCUAUGUCUUGGUGGGCGAGAGUAGUUUUUCAGUCCCUACGCAAAUCGCUACGCUAUUUCACGUAUUGCUUUCAUGCCAUGUCUAGACCACCGUCAAGACACUCGAAUAGCAUACUCUAAGUUGGCACUAAAGGAUGUUAUUUUUUGCCCUUAAACGUGCCCGCGUCGUUUUUCGUUGUUCAUAGGCAUUUAAGGCGGUCUUCCAAAUUGCUCCUAAUCCCAGUUUUAUGUUCUGCAAUUCGCUUAUCUCUCUCGAACCUGCGGAGUUGCUGAGCAUCCCUCUUUAUGUAGUCAAGUUAUUUGCUGUUCUUGUCCAAAUAAAAUUACUCUUUCGCUGCGUCAAAGUCAGUCUAAUAUUUCAUUAGAUGAUGUACUUAGGGAUUUAAGUAGCCAGUACAUUCUUCAAUAAAUUUAACCAUUUUUAUUUUCUCCUUUCAGAUCUCCGAGAGUACGCGUGUGAAAUUUGUGAAAAAGCUUUUUCACGCAACGGAGACCUGAAGAGGCAUGUCGACAGUAUCCACAAACGUACGCUCUAGUAUGCUAAUAACCUUCCCUGGAUGAAGUUGACUUUUUGCCGUCGGUGGCAUGAUCCUUGUUUGCAAUGGAAGCAUCUUAUGUGACGAUCACCUCGAAUUUCUGGUGUGUAUGUCGUCAUAGGUGUUCUGAAAGUUUGUAUUCAAAGUCUCCCUGGGGGUCGAUAUGUUGCUAUGUCUUUUUCACGACGGAGUUGACUAACCGGUUUUUAACUGCGUGGUCUGCAUUAGCCAAUCAGUUAGAAAGGUUUUUUAAUUAGUGUUUGGGUUGUACCAAAGCCUUCCCCUUGGUGCCGCGGGUUCGAGUCGCAAAGCGGUCACACAGCAUGUUACUGUUGGGUCAAAAUGGGAAAGGUUUUUGCUUACGUAUUGGUAGGCGGACUUGGUGCCAGCGUUGAUUGCCGUUACAACUUUCUUAUAUAGCCCCUAAACAGGAAAUAAGAGCAGGAUUCGCCUGCGAUAGGGUGUUGAAAUGAGUCUGCAGUGUCAUAGAAUCCUGGACUAAGUGAGUCGAGUGUAUCUUUCAUCUUUUCUCCUUUUAGAACUCCGUGAAUGCGCGUGUGUAAUUUGUGGCAAAGCCUUCGCCCGCAACGGAAACCUGAAGAGACACAUCAGCCGUAUCCACAAAAGUACGCCUCAAAGUGUUAGCUCCUUUCCAAGAUCAAGUUGACUUUUCCCAACCAGCGGAGUGGAACCACUUGUGUGUCAAUUUGUUGCUAUGUUAAGGCUCUGAUCCACCUUCUGGCAUGCAGGUAAUCGUGGGUGUCCCGACAGUUCGCAUUCAAAGUCUCCUGGGGAUCUGUUGUCGAGUUUUCCUCACGAAGGAGUUAACUAGACGGUUUUUAACCGUACAGUGUGAGCUAAGCGAAUUAUUUAGGAGGGCGUUUAGCUUAUAAACUAGUAAGCCUCCAUCGCCAGUCCCGCCUAUGCAUAUUUUUGUAUGGUAAAUAGGUACGAAAUGCGGAUUAUUUCUUUAGGACAAUGAGCGAUGUCGUCCACUAGCGCGGACAAAUAACGAGGACACAACAAGUGCACGUAGAGGGCAUCGUCACCUUCGAAUGACUCGCUUUUCGAGCCCAGUCCCAUCGUGCCUCACGCGCCUGUUUGCUUCUAUCGCAAAUAGUCUCCAAAACGUGUCCCUUUUUCUAACCGGCUCCUCUUUGACGUUUGCGUGGAACAGGCAUUAGACGCAGACUUCACGCCACCCGCGUACAUGCCUCUUAUUUCACCUGUCGUCAUCAAGAGUUUCUUGACAGUGGUGGUUGUACGAGGCGUGAGCGAGGUAGAUGCGGCGCAAGUCUGCCUUAUUAUGGUCAGCCUCAUGCGCAAGUCAUCGCAGCAUCCUUUCUGGCCAGCGGUUUCCCCUGUCGCCUGCGACAGACGAGCUUCUUAUGAUGACCUGUUGACAAGCCAAAAUGCUUAUAUUAAUUAUCUUGUCAUCGUUCUGUCUAGUUUCUUGACCGAACUUUUUGAAUUCAUUUUAGAAACUUUGGAAUGCUGA